AUGAAGCUGUCGCAGGUGCUGUCGCAAGCGCACGCGACAGCUGGUUACAAUCGCAACAAGUUCCUCGUUUUCGCGCUGCUCUGCACCAACUGCUUCACCCUCGUCACUCUCUAUGGCACCGUCCCCCGGUUUUCCGGGACCCUGGAUAUUGACGAUGCUGCUGACGUGGACCUGCGCAGCAGCAGGGGAAGCGGAGGGGGAAGCGCAUGGGGGGAGGAAGGGGAAAGUGCGCUAGAGGGGAAGCAGGGGAAGACGCCCGCGCUGCGCCUGUCCAACGCCACAGAUCGCACGUUCAAGCGAGGGUUUGGCAUGCAGGGCUUUGUGUAUUUCAGCGCAUACCGCAUCUCUGCAAGCCUCUUUGUGGUCAUCGGUCUCUCUCCCCUGCCCCUACAUCGAAACCUCGAUGCACGGGUGUGCCGCUGGUAUCCUGCCACGUCAUCCUCGUCCUCCCCUAUCCUCGGCGAAAUAUCAAUAGAAUAUCCGGGCGAGUCGCACGGCAAGCCGUAUGAGGUGGCAAUGCUGUUCUGCCAGCUCAGCAGCCCCACCCCUAGCAUGAGAGGCAGGGGGGGACGAAAGGGAGAGGGGCAGCAGAGCGCGGGGGGGCAUCUGACGGUUGUGAUCGAACGAGAGGAGAUCCUGGUGCUCGGGGAACCGGCCAAUGAGAAGCUGCCACUUGAGCCCUCAGCCCCCUACACAAGUAACAUCACCUACUGCUCCUCGCCCAUCUACGGGCAAUUCAACUCACUGAGAGUGCUCGAGUGGGUGGUAUACCACCAGCAGGGCCACGGGGUGGACCUGUUUCACAUGUACGAUGCGGGCGGCAUGGGCGAGCCUAUAAUGAGGACGCUGGGUCCCUUUAUAAGGGAGGGGCAGAUGACUGUAACGGAUGUGACUGAAGUGGACGAAUUCGAGACAUGGUUUGGACAGGUGCUAGUGGUGAACGACUGUGCCUACCGCUCUCUCUUCACCUCUCGCUGGGUGCUCUUUCUGGAUUUGGACGAGUAUCUCUACGUCUCAGAACCCCUAGGCUCUUCCCUCAUCACUGCGCUUGCUCGCUAUGAUCAAGCAGCCUAUGUCUCCUUUGGCAGUCUCUACUUUUACACGGACAAGUGCUCGCACUCCAUGAACGUCUCUGCCUCAUCCCCAACCCGUUGGGAGGUCGAGAGGAUGAUAUUCCGCCAGGCCGACGUGCACUGUGUGGCGCCCAAGCGAUAUGAAUCAAGAGACUUGUGCCUGGGGUUUGACGGGCACCGGAAAUAUGUGGCUGACCCAAGGAGAGUGAAGCUGUUCGGGGUGAGUCACGAGGGUUCUGGUAGGGGUUUUAGGGUGUAUUUUGGGGCAGGGAGGCAGGUGGGAGGUGGAGUGGAGAGGACGAUAUUCCGCCAAGCGAAUGUGCACUGUGUGGCACCUAAACGCUAUGAGUCGAGAGAUAUGUGCCUGGGGUUCGAUGGCCACCGGAAAUACGUGGCUGACCCGAGGAAGGGAGGCGGGUGGGAGGUGGAGAUGAUGAUAUUCCGCCAGGCCGACGUGCACUGUGUGGCGCCCAAGCGUUAUGAGUCGAGAGAUAUGUGCCUGGGAUUCGAUGGGCAUCGGAAAUAUGUCGCUGACCCGAGGAGAGUGAAGCUGUUCGGGGUGAGUGGAAAGGGGCGGUGUUUCAGGGCGAGUCAGCAGGGGUUCACUUUGGGAAAUCUAUCUGGAAGGGAGGCGGGUGGGAUGGGAGGUGGAGAUGAUGAUAUUCCGCCAGGCUGA
This is a messenger RNA of Closterium sp. Yama58-4, 1749 nucleotides long. The record is from the annotation of a GenBank genome assembly. NCBI's taxonomy places the organism in Eukaryota, Viridiplantae, Streptophyta, Zygnematophyceae, Desmidiales, Closteriaceae.